Molecule: messenger RNA, 1780 nt
Organism: Rhododendron vialii
Lineage: Eukaryota; Viridiplantae; Streptophyta; Magnoliopsida; Ericales; Ericaceae
Exons: 4
Coding region: 1-1710 (569 amino acids)
Biological process (GO): DNA integration
Molecular function (GO): nucleic acid binding
Source: RefSeq, a predicted model, not a curated record
AUGGUUCUCUUUGAUAACUCAAGUGAGAGUCACAACUGUGUGCUCUCACUUGGAGGAUUCAACUUGAAAAUCAAAUUACGAAUUAUUUGCUGUGGCGAAUUCAAGUUGAAUAUUGUGCAUGCUAAUGGCUUUUAUGCGUGUCUUGAUGGAUCGGCUGUGUGUCCAUCUUCUCAAAUUCGAAAUGAUGAGGGAAAUCUAGUUCCUAAUUCUGCGUAUGCUUUGUGGACUCUCAUAGACACUCAGUUGCUUUCCUGUUUAACUACAUCUCUUUCACCUACAACUUUACCCUACAUUCUAGGGCUACAUCAUACACAUGCCGUAUGGGACUCUUUGUCCCAUCGAUACAAUACAUUGUCUAAAAGUAAUGUUCAAGAUCUCAAGAACAAGUUGUACAAUCUCACAAAGACUUCAACUAUUGAGCGUUAUGUUGAUACUAUAAAGGAGUAUGCCCAAAAGCUUGCUGCUGCAGGGAGUUCUAUUGAUGAUGAUGACCUAAUUUUCCAUACUAUUAGAGAUUUACCUCCUGUUUUUAAUGGUUUGAAGACUACUGUACGUGCUUUACAAACCAGUGGUCAAAAUAUUAUUUUCAAUGAUGUGGUUAAUAUACUUAAGGUGAAGAUAUUUAGCUUCUUCAAGAUCCACAUACAACAGGGGUGGACACUAGUUCUGUGCUUGUUGCUCAUACUCAUCAACCAGGACAUGUUGCUAGUUCUUCUACUUCUGGGGGUCAACCUUGGUACUUUGACAGUGGGGCUACAAAUCACAUUACCAACAAUAUUUAGAAUUUAUCUCAUCCUCAACUUGCCAAUCCUCAAGAAGGCGUCAUGGUGGGUAGUGGUUCACAACUUUAGGUUCUUCACAUUGGCAAAGGAUUGCUUCCAACACCUUCAGGACAAGACUUCUCACAGAACUUUGUACAAGGGACUUUGUCACAAGAGUCAGUACCCACUUUUGACCUUCUAUGAGUCUUUUUCUACUCGUCCUCCCACAGCUUUUGUAAGCAUUUCUUCUCCUUCUGCUAUGCUUUGGCACCAGAAACUUGGUCACCCUAGUCUUCUUUUGUUUCAAGCCUUAAUAAAACAACAUAGUUUGCCAGUUUCAAAACCUCAAUUGGUGAAUUGCAGAUGUUGUAAUAUGGCUAAAAGUCAAAAACUUCAGUUUUCAGUUUCAGUUUCUGCUACUAGUUCACCUUUUCAAUUGAUUCAUAUGGAUGUGUGGGGACCAUCCCCCAUUCCUUCACAUAAGGGCUUUCGAUAUUAUUUGUUGCUUGUUGAUGAUUUCACUAGAUUUACUUGGCUAUUUCCUUUUCACUAUAAAUCAGAAGUCAAAAAAGUUAUUGCUCAGUUUCAAGCUUAUGUUUCUACACAAUUUCAUACUACAGUUCAAACUUUUAGGAGUGAUAAUGGGGGUGAAUUCAUAAAUCACUUUCCUCUCGUGCUUUUUCUUACUAAAGGCAUCAUUCAUCAGACUUCAUGUCCCCAUACUUCAGAACAGAAUGGUCUAGCUGAAAGAAAGCACAGACAUCUCAUUGAGACUACCAUCACUCUUCUUUUGCAAUCUCAUUUACCCACCUCUUUUUGGCUUGAAGCUUUGACUACAACAGUGUAUCUGAUAAACAGGAUGCCUCAUACUAGUCUCAAAUUUCAAGUUCCAUAUACCAUGCUUUUUCAUAGUUCUCCAGAUUAUCUGUUUCUUAAACCAUUUAGGUAAUGUUGCUACCCUUGGUUAAAGCCUUAUGUGUCUAAUAAAAUUAUUCCUAAAUCUACUCCUUGCAUUUUUC